GCAGCGCGUGCAUCCUGCCCGCUGGAACAGAAGAAACGUUGUGUUACCGUCAGCAGGGAAUGCUUGGAGAGAAGUAACCGGCAACGGGCGACGGAUUACUCAAGCAGCGUUUUGAAGCCGCGUUCUCGUUGCAGACUGAAAGAGACGAACCGGACGCUUUAAAUCGAGGAGGAUUGUUGGAGACUGCCGACAUGAGACCGUUUGUCAUCUGCGCGCUUCUGCUCUUAAAAAUUACUCUUGGAGAUGCGUGUGCCAGUGGCAAGUUCACUGAAUCAGGGCAGUGUUGCCGUCUGUGUCCUGCUGGAUUCGGAUUGAAGGUAGAUUGUGGGAAAGAGGAUACCAAGUGCACACCAUGCCCACAGGGAACCUUUUCCUCAUCCGAUGGUCUCGGCCCUUGCCUUGCCUGUGCUAAGUGCCCCCCCAGUGUUCCCAUGGUGGCCUCUUGCUCGGCCACUCAAGACACACAAUGUGAAUGUGACAACGGCUUCUUCUUUUUGAGCAACCAUGGCCUGUGUGCACCUUGCUCCAAAUGCACUCGCGGUGAGGGUGCUAUCCAGGCGUGCGGUCCACAGGGAGACACGCAGUGCCAGAUCUGUGGCCCGGGAACAUUUUCUGAGGAGCGCAUUAGCACCAAACCCUGCCAGACCUGCACCCGGUGCUCUGACAGUGAAGUGGAAAUCAGACACUGCAUGCCCAACUCUGACUCACUGUGCAUGGAUAAGAAGCUGCACAUUCUGUCUCGUCCUGCUCUGGGGGGGUCUGAUGCUACUCGCUUGCCAGGUGUUGAGGAGGGGGAGACCAGUCCUGCUCCUGGAACGCCCAAGUUAAUACCGCAGGACGAGGGAGGCAGCAACCACAUUCUGGCCUACGUUUCGGUUCUGGCUGCCGUGGUGCUGGGUCUGCUUCUCUAUGUGGCUUAUAAAUGCUGGAGAUCCUGUAAACAGAAGAGAGCUCUUUCUAAGGCCCGUGCAGCUGAGUUGGGAGCAUCUCCGGAGGGAGAGAAGCUCCAAAGUGACAGUGGUGUAUUUCUGGACUCUCAAAGCCUACAGGACAACCAGCCCAGCAAAGGUACAAAGAGGGACAGCAAGCAGGACAACCGUUUGUACAUCAACCUACCCCCCCACAGACAGGAAGAGGUGGAGCGCCUCCUGCAGGAGGGAGGGGGCCGGGGCUGGAGGCAGCUGGGCGCAGCGCUGGGCUAUGAGCCCGAACAGCUGGACCUGUUUGGGCGGGGAGAGGCUCCUUCUCACACACUCCUCUCUAACUGGGCCCAGAAAGAAGGUUCCACUCUGGGUCUGCUGUGUUCUGCACUGGCCCGCAUUGAGAGGCCCGAUGUGGUAACAGCUCUUAACUGCCCCACCCAGGGUGUUUCUUUGGUCUGAAGGCUCCUCCGACACAAGCAGGACACUAACAGACUCAAGUGAAGAACUUCCUUGUCACUGGAAUGACAAGGAAGGCACUCUGACAUUAACACCUCUGUCACUGUUGGAGGAUGUCACCAAUGGUUCAUGAUUGCUUUGCUACAAAACAUAUUCUUGCAUCACUCUCUUUUGCCCCAGUUUAUGUCACCAUUUGAUUUAACAUGAAACUCCUAGGAUGUGUCUUUUUAUCGCUACUGAGCAAAUCACCAUCUUAUUGGUGGCAAUGAAAACUCUCAAUAUACCGUAUGUCGCAACCUCUCAUUACCACUACUGAGGGAACAACGUUUUUACUUGUGGUCAAGCCGCAUGGCUUGCGCAAUGGAUACUGCAGAAACUUGGUCAUAAUGGAUUAGAACUGCGUAUUGACAGGAAACAGAAUGAUGUGUUUAUAUGAUGUGUUGCACAAGUGUGAUUAUUCUAAAAACCACUGUUAAAAUAUUAUUUGGACAGAAAUCAGAUUUAUCCCACGCUCCCGUCCAGCCUUCCUCGUGCUGCUGCAAACAAAUAUGGCUCAGAUCAUCACUAUAUAAUUUAAAUUGCUUUGUUUUAUGAAUUACAACUUCAGCAAUCUCUUUGGUAUGGCGGUGGAUUUUUGGCGAAAUGAGACGGUCCAACAACACUGCUUUCCGACAUCAUGUGACUCUCCCCAUUUGGGAUCAUUUCCAUGCAAUGUGCACGCCUAAAAAGAGAAGAAACCAAAUCAAGGGAUUCACCGGCCAUGUUACCAAUCUUCCCAACGGUGCUUUCAGUUGCUAAGAAGACUUUAUCUAAUGUGUAGAUUGAAACUACUCAUUCGAUUGUUGAAGUUUGUUGCCUUGUACUUUUGUUGUUGUUGUUUUUUCUCCUUUUUCUGCUGCAGUCACUACAUACAGUCGCCUUGGUAGUUAUUUAUUUACACUGAGGAUGUAUUCUGCAGCAGUGAUGUUUCAAAUCUCAUUAGAAGAUCAAAAUGAAGCAUUCUGUGAAAUAUAAAAACACCAUUCUUAGCUCUUCCUCAUAAUCAUCUUUGAUUGUAAAUAUCUUAAAUAUGGAUUGUUUUGAUAAGUAAUGGCUGUGAAGACUGAAUGAAAGGAAUAGACAACAUAUUCUCUUUGCAUUCAUAUUACGCAGCUCCAUUUCUGUCACCUAGAUUUUUAUAUUAGACACACACAAAAAAAAAAGGUCCAAAGACACUGUUAACAUCAAGGCUUGUGUCCUAAGUAAUCUUGCUUUUGUAUUUAUUUCAUCACCAUUUUAAGAAUACAACUUAGUUAAGGUCUCUGAGAACCUGGACUUCUGCUGUGUGCUAGUCACACUAUGUGACGGCCUCAGAUGGUUUGAUAUUUUUUUAAUGACAGCCACGUAUGAUUUUGUGUAUAUAUUUCC
Molecule: messenger RNA, 2786 nt
Organism: Cyclopterus lumpus (lumpfish)
Lineage: Eukaryota; Metazoa; Chordata; Actinopteri; Perciformes; Cyclopteridae
Gene: nradd
Product: neurotrophin receptor associated death domain
Exons: 7
Coding region: 192-1382 (396 amino acids)
Biological process (GO): Rho protein signal transduction
Cellular component (GO): cell surface; plasma membrane
Molecular function (GO): death receptor activity; nerve growth factor binding; coreceptor activity
Source: RefSeq, a predicted model, not a curated record